AUAACUAUUUCAUUUUUAGUUGGACCAUGUGCUUUAGAUUAUUCGCGUACUAAGUCACAUGAUCAAUUUUGGACAGACCCACCUGCUGAUGAAUUAGUUCAAAGACACCGUAUAUCAAGUGCUUAUCAUAUAUCUCCACCUUGUCGUACUCCUAUAAAUUACCGUAGAAACCUACAUGCUACAAGUAACGAUGAUAAUCAAAGACAGCCUCCUAUAUCUGCUAAGGACUACGUGGAAUCAUUGCACCAAAAUAAUAGAGUUACUUUACUAUACGGAAAAAAUAAUGUUUUAGUUCUACCGAAGGACGUAACUGAACCAAUGGCAGGUUAUUUAUCCCUGCACCAAACUGCUAGCUCGUUAAUUAUAAAAUGGACUCCAAAUCAACUAAUGAAUUGUCAUUCUCCUGGUACUAACCAGAACGAUCAUCCUGAAGUCGAUCCAAACAUCAAAAGCAUGAAUUAUACGAAUUACAUUUUACGUAUUAUCAACCAGUAUUGGGACUAUGCAAUGAAUGUUAAUGUAGAUGAAAUAGUGUAUGUCCAUUGUCAUCAACAAGGAAAUGACAAUGGCGGAACUAUAGUAUUAGUUGCACAAGAUGGUGUGCAACAACCACCAAUACAUUUUCCUCAAGGUGGUCACUUACUAGCAUUUCUUACUUGUUUAGAAAAUGGUUUAUUACCUCAUGGUCAACUGGACCCUCCGCUAUGGCCUCAAAGAGGAAAAGGAAAAGUAUUUCCUAAACUACGUAGAAGAGGACGAUCACAAAUACAAGAUAUUUCAAAUGAUUUAUCUAGUAGUACAGAAGAAUCACGAGAUUAUGUAUUUCAAAUAAUUAGUAAAGCUAGACAUGAAGAAUUUUUAUCUAGAGGAGAAGAAAUUUUAGAUUCCAAAAUUUGGUCUAUGCCUUUAGCUGCAAAUAAUAUGCUUAACCGAGUAAGAGGUCAUUUAGAGUCAUCGUCAACUAAUUCAUCAUCCUCUACAUCUAGCAGUUUAGAUCCUGUAGCGUCUCCAUUAUUAAUUAGCAAUCAAAAUAUGAAUAAAGAUACAGGUGAUUCGUUACAAAUAUUAUGCGAAACCAUGAAGAAACAAAUCAUAUCAAGAGCAUUUUAUGGGUGGCUGGCAUAUUGUCGUCAUUUGACAACUGUACGAACUCAUUUAUCUGGUCUCGUCAAUACUAUAAUAGUAGAUUCUAAUGAAGCGGAAGCAGGAUUAACUAAAGAAAAAUGGUAUUCAUUUAAAAAUGACUGUGAUCUUGUUAAUGAUGAAGUGAAGUUUGAAAUUUUUAGACUAACUUAUUUUGGUGGAGUUCAACAUGACAUUCGAAAAGAAGUAUGGCCAUUUUUAUUAGGACAUUAUAAAUUUGGAAGUACAGUUCAAGAACGCAAUGCUGUUGAUUUACGUUGCAAGCAAGAGUAUGAAACAACAAUGUCUGAAUGGAUGGCCGUUGAAGCAAUUAUCAGACAAAAAGAUCGUGAAACUAUGGCAGCUAAUUUAGCAAAGCUUUCUAGUGAAAGUACUUCUGGUGGAGAUGCACCACCGCCCACUCCAAACAACUCAAAAGUUCUUAGUCAGGAACUCAGUAAUGACGUAUUUGAAGAUAACAUAAAUUUUUCAUCUGAUGAAGAUAAUCCUCCGGUGGUUGAUGACACUCAAUUAGAAAAUAAUAUUGAUUUGUGUGACAGUACAAAUAAUCAUCCAAAUGCAGAAAAGCAUAUAGAGAAUUUGCCAAAAGUAAUUGAUUGUGAUAAAAAAUCGCUAUCGUCAGAUGAAGGAUUGGGUAAAGACGAAGUUACUGAAAAAGAAAUGACCAUUAAAAUUGGAAUUAAAAAUGAGUCUGAAAGUAAA
Messenger RNA from Sipha flava (yellow sugarcane aphid), 1845 nucleotides. RefSeq names its product small G protein signaling modulator 1-like. Lineage: Eukaryota; Metazoa; Arthropoda; Insecta; Hemiptera; Aphididae. The transcript is spliced from 13 exons. Gene Ontology annotation, molecular function: GTPase activator activity. The record is from RefSeq and is a predicted model, not a curated record. The annotation marks the transcript as partial.